ACAUGAUCGAAGAACUAUCUAAACUACCUGAAUCGCAAUUGCAAAUGAAUACACAAUCGGUUAGUAAAGAAUACACCAUGUACCUUAAAGGCAUAAAAUUUUACGAAAAUGAAUUUGAGAAUUCAGAAUAG
Racocetra persica is the source of this 131-nucleotide messenger RNA. NCBI's taxonomy places the organism in Eukaryota, Fungi, Glomeromycota, Glomeromycetes, Diversisporales, Gigasporaceae. The record is from the annotation of a GenBank genome assembly.